Molecule: messenger RNA, 235 nt
Organism: Funneliformis geosporum
Lineage: Eukaryota; Fungi; Glomeromycota; Glomeromycetes; Glomerales; Glomeraceae
Source: the annotation of a GenBank genome assembly
AUGACUGAUCUGACCAAUAUUCUUAACAUUGUUAACGGUCUCGCUUCAGAAACUAACAAAUUGGUCGAUGAAGAAUUGGCUUGUUUAUUUAAGUAUCUCACCAAGGAUAUAACUAAUUUGGCUAAUAUAGAGAAAUGUCUUGUGGCAUGCCCAAACAAUAAUACCAAGCUUUUAUACCUAAGGGAGUUAUCAAAGGAGUCUAGUUCUGGUAUAUUCCUUGACUUUUCAGCGCCAU